Phyllostomus discolor (pale spear-nosed bat) is the source of this 12311-nucleotide messenger RNA. Its product is annotated as CUB and sushi domain-containing protein 1. The transcript is spliced from 77 exons. The record is from RefSeq and is a predicted model, not a curated record. Bases 1 to 11442 code for a protein of 3813 amino acids. Lineage: Eukaryota; Metazoa; Chordata; Mammalia; Chiroptera; Phyllostomidae.
AUGCGUGAUCUGUGUCGUAUCUCGUGGUUUUUCUGUGAGGAGCUUUCUGCAGUGCUGCCGAGCCACACCUGCGGGAACCCUGGGGAAAUUCUGAAAGGAGUCCUCCACGGGACAAGGUUCAACAUCGGAGACAAAAUCCGGUACAGCUGUCUGUCCGGCUACGUCUUGGAAGGGCACGCCAUCCUGACCUGCAUCGUGAGCCCGGGGAACGGCGCGUCCUGGGACUUCCCGGCCCCGUUCUGCAGAGGCUCGGGAGGAGAGGAAGGGGGCGCCCGGGAGACGGCGCCGCUGGAGGGGGAGGGGGAGGGGGAGAAGCCGCACCACGUGGGGGUGCCCGUAAACCCUGUGGCCGUGAGCACAGCCGUGGCCCCGCCGGCCACGUGGCAGAGGGGGCGCUGCCAAGCUGAUCUCCGGGAGUUGCCCCCCCAGGGCCUGGCCGUGCACAGUGACACCCGCUGGGACCACCCUCGUAGCAGGAUUCCGUGGCCCCUGGAGGAGCUGAGAAGCGAGGUGAACUCGGGCAUCCGGAGCACGGCCCGGGCCAGGGAAACGGCCGGGGCUCUGGUCCUGAGACCGGAGCGCAGGGUGCCAGCCGAGGGCGCCUGCGGGGGGACCCUGCGGGGCACCAGCAGCAGCAUCUCCAGCCCCCACUUCCCGUCGGAGUACGACAACAACGCCGACUGCACGUGGACCAUCCUGGCCGAGCCGGGGGACACCAUCGCCCUGGUCUUCACCGACUUCCAGCUGGAGGAGGGCUACGACUUCCUGGAGAUCAGCGGGACCGAGGCGCCCUCCAUCUGGCUGACCGGCAUGAACCUGCCCUCUCCGGUCAUCAGCAGCAAGAACUGGCUGCGGCUGCACUUCACGUCGGACAGCAACCAUCGGCGCAAGGGGUUCAACGCUCAGUUUCAAGUGAAAAAGGCGAUCGAGCUCAAGUCCCGCGGGGUGAAGAUGCUGCCGGGCAAGGACAGCAGCCACAAGCACUCCGUCCUGAGUCAAGGGGGCGUCGCUUUGGUCUCCGACAUGUGUCCAGACCCGGGGACCCCCGAGUACGGGAGAAGAGCAGGGUCCGACUUCAGGGUCGGCUCCAGCGUGCAGUUCUCCUGCGAGGACAGCUACGUGCUGCAGGGGUCCAAGAGCAUCACCUGCCAGCGGGUCACAGAGACGCUGGCCGCCUGGAGCGACCACCGGCCCAUCUGCCGAGCGCGGACCUGCGGCUCCAACCUGCGCGGGCCCAGCGGCGUCAUCACCUCCCCCAACUACCCGGUGCAGUACGAGGACAACGCGCACUGCGUGUGGGUCAUCACGGCCGCGGAUCCCGACAAGGUCAUCAAGCUCGCCUUCGAGGAGUUUGAGCUGGAGCGCGGCUACGACACCCUGACGGUGGGUGACGCCGGCGUGGUGGGCGACACGAGGACCGUCUUGUACGUACUCACCGGCUCCAGCGUGCCGGACCUGAUCGUGAGCAUGAGCAGCCAGAUGUGGCUGCACCUGCAGUCGGACGACAGCAUCGCCUCGCCCGGGUUCAAGGCCGUGUACCAAGAGAUCGAGAAGGGGGGCUGCGGGGACCCCGGCGUCCCUGCCUACGGGCGGCGGACGGGCAGCAGCUUCCUGCACGGCGACACGCUCACCUUCGAGUGCCAGGCCGCCUUCGAGCUGGUGGGCGAGCGAGCCAUCACGUGCCAGCGCAACAACCAGUGGUCCGGCAACAAGCCCAGCUGCGUGUUUUCCUGCUUCUUCAACUUCACCGCGUCCUCGGGCGUCAUCCUGUCCCCGAACUACCCCGAGGAGUACGGCAACAACAUGAACUGCGUGUGGCUGAUCAUCUCGGAGCCGGGCAGCAGGGUGCACCUCAUCUUCAACGACUUCGACGUGGAGCCGCAGUUCGACUUCCUGGCCGUCAAGGACGACGGCGGCUCCGACGUGACGGUGCUCGGCACGUUCUCGGGCAACGAGGUGCCCUCCCAGCUGGCCAGCAGCGGGCACGUGGUGCGCCUGGAGUUCCAGUCCGACCACUCCACCACCGGCCGCGGCUUCAACAUCACCUACACCACGUUUGGCCAGAACGAGUGCCACGACCCCGGCAUCCCCAUCAACGGGCAGCGCUUCGGGGACCGGUUCCUGCUGGGCAGCUCGGUCUCCUUCCACUGCGACGACGGCUUCGUGAAGACGCAGGGCUCGGAGUCCAUCUCCUGCACGCUGCAGGACGGCAACGUGGUCUGGAGCGCCGCCGUGCCCCGCUGCGAAGCCCCGUGUGGCGGCCACCUGACAGCGUCCAGCGGCGUCAUCAUGCCACCGGGGUGGCCAGGGUAUUACAAAGACUCUUUGAACUGCGAAUGGGUCAUCGAGGCGAAACCAGGACACUCCAUCAAAAUAACGUUCGACAGGUUCCAGACGGAAGUCAACUACGACACCCUGGAGGUGAGGGACGGGCCGGCCAGCUCGUCCCCACUGAUCGGCGAGUACCACGGCACGCAGGCGCCGCAGUUCCUGCUCAGCACCGGGAACUCGCUGCGCCUGCUCUUCACCACCGACAGCAGCCGCGCCAGCGUGGGCUUCCUCAUCCGCUACGAGAGUGUCACCCUGGAGUCGGACUCUUGCCUCGACCCAGGGAUCCCGGUGAACGGGCGGCGGCACGGCAGCAGCUUCGGGAUCAGGUCCACCGUGACCUUCAGCUGCGACCCCGGCUACACGCUCAGCGACGACGAGCCGCUGGUCUGCGAGCGGAGCCACCAGUGGAACCGCGCGCUGCCCAGCUGCGACGCCCUCUGUGGAGGCUACAUCCACGGGAAGAGUGGGACGGUCCUCUCUCCGGGGUUUCCAGACUUCUACCCGAACUCUCUCAACUGCACGUGGACCAUCGAGGUGUCCCACGGAAAAGGCGUUCAGAUGAUGUUCCACACCUUCCACCUGGAGAGCUCUCACGACUACCUGCUGGUCACGGAGGACGGCAGCUUCUCGGAGCCGGUGGCCCGGCUCACGGGCUCGGUGCUGCCGCACUCCAUCAAGGCGGGCCUGUUCGGGAACUUCACCGCCCAGCUCCGCUUCAUCUCCGACUUCUCCAUCUCCUACGAGGGCUUCAACAUCACCUUUUCAGAGUACGACCUGGAGCCCUGCGACGACCCCGGCGUCCCGGCCUUCAGCCGCAGGAUCGGGUUCCGCUUCGGAGUCGGGGACGCGCUGACCUUCUCCUGCUUCCCGGGGUACCGCUUGGAAGGCGCCACCAAGCUCACGUGCCUGGGCGGGGGCCGCCGAGUGUGGAGCGCACCUCUGCCAAGGUGUGUGGCCGAGUGCGGGGCGAGCGUCCGGGGGAACGAAGGCGCGCUGCUGUCGCCGAACUUCCCGGCCAACUACGACGACCACCACGAGUGCAUCUACAGCAUCGAGACGGAGCCCGGGAAGGGGGUCCGCCUGCGCGCGCGCAGCUUCCGGCUCUCGGAGGGGGACACCCUGAAGGUCUACGACGGCAAGGACAGCGCGUCGCGCCCGCUGGGGACCUUCACCGAGAGCCAGCUGAUGGGGCUGACGCUGAACAGCACGUCCAACCACCUGCGGCUGGAGUUCACCUCCAACGGCUCGGACACCGCCCAGGGCUUCCAGCUCACCUACACCAGCUUCGACCUCGUGAAGUGUGAGGACCCCGGGGUGCCCAGCUAUGGCUACCGGCUCCGGGACGAAGGCCACUUCGCGGACACCACCGUCCUGUUCAGCUGCAACCCGGGCUACACCAUGCACGGCAGCAACACCCUGACCUGCCUGAGCGGCGGCCGGCGGGUGUGGGACCAGCCCUUGCCGUCCUGCGUGGCGGAGUGCGGCGGGCAGAUCCACGCGGCCACCUCGGGGCGCCUCCUGUCCCCCGGCUACCCGGCGCCCUAUGACAACAACCUGCACUGCACCUGGGUCAUAGAGGCGGACCCGGGGAAGACCAUCAGCCUGCACUUCAUCGUGUUCGACACGGAGACCAACCACGACAUCCUGAAGGUGUGGGACGGGCCCCUGGAGAGCCACGUGCUGCUGCAGGAGUGGAGCGGCUCCGCGCUGCCCGGCGACAUCCACAGCACCUUCAACUCGCUCACGCUGCAGUUCGACAGCGACUUCUUCAUCAGCAAGUCCGGCUUCUCCGUGCAGUUCUCCACCUCAGUGGCGUCCACCUGCAACGACCCGGGCGUGCCCCAGAACGGCACCCGGUACGGCGACAGCCGGGAGCCCGGGGACACGGUCACCUUCCAGUGCGACCCCGGGUAUCAGCUCCAAGGGCAGGAGAGGAUCACGUGUGUGCAGCUCAACACCCGCUUCUUCUGGCAGCCGGACCCGCCCACCUGCAGAGCUGCGUGCGGAGGGAACCUGACCGGCCCGGCGGGCGUCAUCCUGUCGCCCAACUACCCGCAGCCGUACCCCCCCGGCAAGGAGUGCGACUGGACCAUCACCGUGAACCCGGACUUCGUCAUCGCCCUGAUAUUCAAAAGCUUCAACAUGGAGCCCAGCUACGACUUCCUGCACGUGUACGAGGGCGCCGACUCCAACAGCCCGCUCAUCGGCAGCUUCCAGGGCGCCCAGGCCCCCGACCGGAUCGAGAGCAGCGGCAACAGCCUCUUCCUGGCCUUCCGCAGCGACGCCUCCGUGGGCCUGUCGGGCUUCGCCAUCGAGUUCAAAGAGAAACCGCGGGAGGCCUGUUUUGACCCGGGAAACAUCAUGAACGGGACGAGAGUGGGCGCCGACUUCAAACUGGGCUCCACCGUGACCUACCAGUGUGACCCUGGCUACACCAUCGCGGACCCCUCGUCCAUCACCUGCGUGAUCGGGGCCGACGGGAAGCCGGCCUGGGACCGCGUCCUGCCGUCCUGCAGCGCUCCCUGCGGAGGCCAGUACUCGGGGUCGGAGGGCGUGGUGCUGUCGCCCAGCUACCCCCAGAACUACACGGCGGGCCAGGUGUGCCUCUACUCCAUCACGGUGCCCGAGGAGUUCGUGGUGUUCGGGCAGUUCGCCUACUUCCAGACGGCGCUGAGCGACGUGGCCGAGCUGUUCGACGGGGCCCGCCCGCAGGCCAGGCUGCUGAGCUCGCUGUCCGGCUCGCACUCCGGGGAGACCCUGCCGCUGGCGACCUCGAACCAGAUCCUGCUCCGCUUCAGCGCCCAGAGCGGGGCGUCCGCGCGCGGCUUCCACUUCGUGUACCAAGCCGUGCCCCGGACCAGCGACACCCAGUGCAGCUCCAUCCCGGAGCCCCGCUACGGCCGGAGGAUCGGCUCCGAGUUCUCGGCGGGCUCCAUCGUGCGGUUCGAGUGCAGCCCCGGGUACCUGCUGCGGGGCUCCGCGGCCGUGCGCUGCGGGGCGGUGCCCAACGCGCUGGCGCAGUGGAACGACUCCGUCCCCAGCUGCGUAGUGCCCUGCAGCGGCAACUUCACCCAGCGCAGAGGCACGAUCCUGUCCCCGGGGUACCCGGAGCCCUACGGCAACAGCCUGAACUGCGUGUGGAGAAUCACCGUCACCGAGGGCUCGGGCAUCCAGGUCCAGGUCCUCAGCUUCGCCACCGAGCAGAACUGGGACUCCCUGGAGAUCUACGACGGUGCGGACGCCUCUGCGCCCAGACUGGGCAGCUUCUCGGGGACCACGGUGCCCGCCCUGCUGAACAGCUCGUCCAACCAGCUCUACCUGCACUUCCAGUCCGACAUCAGCGUGGCCGCCGCCGGCUUCCACCUGGAGUACAAAACCGUAGGCCUGGCCGCGUGCCAGGAGCCAGCGCUGCCCAGCAACGCGAUCAAGACCGGUGACCGGUACAUGGUGAACGACGUGCUGGCGUUCCAGUGCGCGCCCGGGUACACGCUGCAGGGCCGCUCCCACAUCUCCUGCAUGCCGGGGACCGUGCGGCGCUGGAACUACCCGACCCCGCUGUGCAUCGCGACGUGCGGCGGGACACGGAGCAGCAUGGGCGGCGUGAUCCUGAGCCCCGGCUUCCCGGGCGCGUACCCCAACAACCUGGACUGCAGCUGGAGGAUCGCCCUGCCCGUCGGCUAUGGAGCGCACAUUCAGUUCCUGAACUUCUCCACGGAGGCGAACCACGACUUCCUGGAGAUCCAGAACGGGCCGCACCCCAGCAGCCCGCUGCUCGGGCAGUUCAGCGGCCCCGACCUGCCAGCCGCACUGCUCAGCACCACGCACGACACGCUGGUCCACUUCUACAGUGACCACUCCCAGAACCGGCAGGGCUUCAGGCUGGCGUACCAAGCCUACGAGCUGCAGAACUGCCCGGACCCCCCGCCCUUCCAGAACGGGUACGUGGUCAACUCCGACUUCAGCGUGGGCCAGUCCAUCUCCUUCGAGUGCUACCCCGGGUACGUGCUCACCGGCCACCCGGUGCUCACCUGCCAGCACGGGACCAACCGAGACUGGAACCACCCUUUCCCCAGGUGUGACGCUCCCUGCGGCUACAACGUGACGGCGCAGAACGGCACCAUCUACUCCCCCGGGUUCCCCGACGAGUACCCCAUCCUCAAGGACUGCCUGUGGCUGCUCAGCGUGCCCCCGGGCCACGGGGUCUACCUCAACUUCACCCUGCUGCAGACCGAGGCCGUCAACGACUACAUCGCCGUCUGGGACGGCCCCGACCAGAGCGCCCCGCAGCUCGGCGUCUUCAGCGGGAACACGGCGCUGGAGACGGCGCGCAGCUCCACCAACCAGGUGCUGCUCAAGUUCCACAGCGACUUCUCCAACGGCGGCUUUUUCGUGCUCAACUUCCACGCGUUCCAGCUCAAGAAGUGCCAGCCGCCCCCGGCAGUCCCGCAGGCAGAGAUGCUGGUGGAGGACGAGGACUUUGAAAUCGGCGACUUCGUGCGCUACCAGUGCCACCCGGGGUACACGCUGUCCGGGGCCGACACGCUCACCUGCAAGCUCCGCGCCCAGCUGCAGUUCGAAGGCACGCCCCCCACAUGCGAAGCACAAUGCCCAGCCAACGACAUCCGCACGGAGUCGUCGGGGGUCAUCCUCAGCCCGGGCUACCCGGGCAACUACUUCAACUCCCAGACCUGCUCCUGGACCGUCCGGGUGGAGCCGGGCUACAACAUCACCGUCUUCGUGGAGAGCUUCCAGAGCGAGAAGCAGUUCGACGCCCUGGAGGUGUUCGACGGGCCCUCGGGGCAGAGCCCCCUGCUGGUGGUCCUGAGCGGGAACCACACGGAGCCGCUGAACUUCACCAGCCGCGGCAGCCAGCUGUUCCUCCGCUGGUCCACCGACCACGCCACCAGCAAGAGAGGCUUCAGGAUCCGCUACGCAGCGCCCUACUGCAGCCUGGCCCACUCCCUGCGCAACGGCGGCGUGGCGAACCGGACGGCGGGGACGCCCGGGAGCCGCGUGCAGUACUUCUGCAAGCCCGGGUACCGGCUCGUGGGCAGCGGCAACGCCACCUGCCGGCGGAGCCCCGGGGGCGUGCACCAGUGGGACGCGCCGGCGCCCCUGUGCCAGGACGGCUCUGCGGCCGGCGCUCGGAAGUCGCUGGCCGGUCACGGGGUGCGGGCGGACUUCUCCCACGCGCCGGCGUUGCGCUUUGAAAGCCGCCUGCUCCGAGAGCAGCCCUGCGGGGGUGCCCAGGUGUCCCCGGGGCCCCGGGGACAGGGCGCCAGUGGCGAAAGCAGUGGCCUGAACAGGCACCUGCCCCAGGAAAGCAGGUGGGAGCAGGACGGGUGGGCACUCCCGACGCCCCUGGGGGCGGCUCCCGCCACAGAGUCCGGGGGACGGAGUGUGCUCUCGGGGGGCCAGCCCAGGAAGCCCCGCCUGGUGCCCCUCUGCUUGCUGCAGGCACACGGGGCUCUGCGGCCCCCCAGGGUGGCCGUGGGCUCCCACGGGAAUGGGGGUGGGGACACCGCGGCGAUCUACACUUGGAGUCACGCUGUGUCCUGCGGGAUCCCGGAGCCCCCCGGGAACGGCUCCUUCUCGGGGAACGAGUUCGCGCUGCACAGCAAGGUGACCUACGAGUGCGACGAGGGCUUCCGGCUGGACGCGGGCCACCCGGCCACGGCGGUGUGCCAGGAGGACGGGUCGUGGAGCAACCAGGGGCGGCCGCCUCCCUGCAAACCGGUGACCUGCCCUGGCAUCGAGACCCAGCUGUCGGAGCACGUCACCUGGAGGCUGGUGUCGGGGGCCCCGAACGAGUUCGGGGCCCAGGUGGUGCUGAGCUGCAGCCCCGGGCACUACCUGGAGGGCAGCAGGCUGCUGCAGUGCCGGGCGGACGGGGCCUGGAGCGCGGGCGAGGAGAGGCCGCGGUGCCGAGGAACGAAGGGCUCGUUCCCGGGAGCCACAGAGAAAGGACAGACGGACAAUGGUUUGGAGAUGGUGGUGGGCCGGGGGGUGGAGGCGGCACGGCGACCCCAGAGCCGAGGUGAGAGUCACAGGGUCACUCUUUGUCUCGCAGUCAUCUCCUGCGGGAGCCUGUCCUCGCCCCCCAACGGCAACAAGAUCGGGACGCUGACCGUCUACGGGGCCACAGCCAUCUUCACCUGCAACACGGGCUACACGCUGGUGGGCUCACCGGUGCGCGAGUGCCUGGCCAGCGGGCUCUGGAGCGGCUCCGAGACGCGGUGCCUGGCGGGCCACUGCGGGUCCCCGGACCCCGUGGUGAACGGCCACAUCAGCGGCGACGGCUUCAGCUACCGGGACACCGUGGUGUACCAGUGCAACCCCGGCUUCCGGCUCGUGGGCACCUCCGUCCGGAUCUGCCUGCAGGACCACAAGUGGUCGGGGCAGACGCCCGUGUGUGUCGCCAUCACCUGCGGCCACCCCGGCAACCCCGCCCACGGGCUCACCAACGGCAGCGCCUUCAACCUCAACGACGUGGUGAACUUCACCUGCGGCACCGGCUACGUGCUGCAGGGCGCGUCCCAGGCCCAGUGCCGGAGCGGCGGCCAGUGGAGCAGCCCCCUGCCCACCUGUCGAGUGGUCAACUGCUCGGACCCCGGCUUCGUGGACAACGCCGUCCGCCACGGGCAGCAGCGGCCCCCCGAGAGCUUCGUCUACGGGACGAGCGUCCUGUACCACUGCAAGGAGGGCUUUUACCUGCUCGGCUCGUCCGCCCUCACCUGCACGGUGGACGGCGCGUGGGACCGCUCGCUGCCCCAGUGCCUGGCUAUCUCCUGCGGGCACCCAGGGGUCCCGGCCAAUGCCGUCGUCACGGGGGAGGUGUUCACGUACGGGGCCACGGUUCACUACUCCUGCCAGGGAGCCCGGAGCCUCGUGGGCAACAGCACCAGAGUUUGCCAGGAGGACAGCCACUGGAGCGGGGCCCUGCCCCACUGUACAGGCAACAGCCCCGGGUUCUGCGGGGACCCGGGGACCCCGGCGCACGGCUCCCGGCUCGGUGACGAGUUCAGGACGAAGAGCCUCCUCCGCUUCUCCUGCGAGGUGGGCUACCUGCUGCGGGGCUCCGCCGAGCGCACCUGCCUGCCCGACGGGGCCUGGUCGGGGCUGCAGCCGGCCUGCGAAGCCGUGUCCUGCGGGAACCCGGGCACGCCCACCCACGGCACCAUCGUCAGCAGCGACGGCGUCCUGUUCUCCAGCUCGGUCAUCUACGCCUGCUGGGAGGGCUACCGGACCACGGGGCUGACGACCCGGCACUGCACGGCCAACGGCACCUGGACGGGCACCGCGCCCGACUGCACAGUGGUGAGCUGUGGGGACCCAGGGACCCCGGCCGACGGCGUCCGGUUUGGGACGGACUUCACCUUCAACAAGACCGUGAGCUACCAGUGCAGCCCCGGCCACAUCCUGGAGCCCGCCGCAGCGGCCACCCUCCGCUGCACCGCGGACGGCGCGUGGAACCACAGCAAGCCCGUCUGCAAAGCGGUCCUGUGCAGCCCGCCGCCCCGCGUCGCGCACGCAGAAGUGGAGGGAGCCGACUUCCGCUGGGGCGCCAGCGUCAGUUACCGCUGUGCGGCCGGCUACCAGCUGGCCCAGCCCGCCAUCCUGUCCUGCGAAGGCCGGGGCGUGUGGAAGGGGGAGACGCCCCAGUGCCUGCCCGUGUUCUGUGGGGACCCGGGCACCCCCGCGGAGGGCCGGCUCAGCGGCAGGAGUUUCACCUACAAGUCUGAAGUGUCCUUCCAGUGCACGCCGCCCCUCGUCCUGGUGGGCUCCUCCAGCAGGACCUGCCAGGCGGACGGCUCCUGGAGCGGCGUGCAGCCCACCUGCAUCGACCCCACCCAUAACGCCUGCCCGGACCCCGGCACGCCGCCCUUCGGGAUACAGAACAGCUCGCGAGGAUACGAGGUGGGGAGCACGGUGUUUUUCAGGUGCAGGAAAGGCUACCACGUCCAGGGCUCCACCACGCGCACCUGCCUGGCCAACCUGACGUGGAGCGGGACCCAGACGGAGUGCAUCCCGCACGCCUGCAGACAGCCGGAGACGCCGGCGCACGCGGACGUCCGGGCCAUCGACCUGCCCACCUUCGGAUACACCUUGGUGUACACCUGCCACCCGGGGUUCUUCCUGGCCGGGGGGUCCGAGCACCGCACGUGCAAAGCCGACAUGAAGUGGACGGGGAAGUCGCCCGUCUGCAAAAGUAAAGGAGUGAGAGAAGUUAAUGAAACAGUUACUAAAACUCCAGUUCCCUCCGACGUGUUUUUCGUCGGCUCCGUGUGGCAGGGCCAGUACGAGCACCUGGGGAAGAGGCAGCCGGCGACGCUGACCGUGGACUGCUUCAACGCCACCAGCAGCAAGGUGAACGCCACCUUCCGCGCCGCCGCCCCGGUGGAGCUGAAGCUGACAGGCGUGUACAAGAAGGAGGAGGCCCACCUGCUUCUGAGGGCCGUUCCCACGCACGGCCCGGCGGGCGUCUUCGUGGGCAAGCUGGACGACGGCGCCUGGGGCCUGGACGGCUACGUGAGUGCCCGGGGGACUGCGGGGCUCCGAAGGGUCCCCGAGGUGCGGGCGGCAGGGGGCGUCCGUGAGGCAAGCGGGGAGGGCCGGUGCUUGGAGGGACGCCGAGGCCCCUCUGCGGACUCCAGCGUGUGUUUGCGCUGCGACUCGCCCCCCAGCCCCGGGGCACAGCCUCCCGUGACGCGUGUCAGCCCGCGGCGGGCGGUCUCCUCGGGGCUGGAGCGCGGCGGGUUCACGUUUCAAGGCGACGUCCGUGGCAAAGACUUCGGGAAGUUCAAGCUGGAGAGGCAAGACCCGCUGAGCGCCGACCAGGACCCUGCGCGCCGACCCCCGGGCACCAGCAGCGGCUCCGUCGCGGCGGCCAUCCUGGUACCCUUCUUCGCUCUGAUCCUGUCAGGGUUCGCCUUUUACCUCUACAAACACAGAACGAGACCCAAAGUGCAGUACAACGGCUACGCCGGCCACGAGAACAGCAACGGCCAGGCCUCCUUCGAGAACCCCAUGUACGACACGAACUUGAAGCCCACGGAAGCCAAGGCCGUGCGCUUUGACACGACUCUGAACACGGUGUGCACAGUGGUAUAGCCCCCGGCCCGGGGGCCGACUCAUAGCCAUACCUCUGACGGGCAAGCAGUGAUUCCUUUGGUGCCAUGGACCUCUCUCCCUCCUCCUCCUCCCCCCGGCUCCGCCGCGCGCCCUCUCCCAUCUCGUACCGGAUUCACGCCGCGGGGACGUCCAGAGCGCGUGCAGAGUCUCCUGAGGACCGGCCACACCUGGCCCCCGUCCGGCUGCACCCGCGUGGGGUCAAGGCGCCCUUGAGGAGGCCCACCCGCCCGGGCCCGCGGGCACAUCUGCCCCAACGCCUCGGACGUCCAGUCCCCAGAGGCCCGGAUGCCUUCCGACGCAGCCUCCUGGGCCCGCCGCCACCGCCUCUGGGCGCGGUGACAGCGCGGCAGCCCGGCGACACGUUCUGCGUGUUUCUUCUCACCCCCACGAAUGCAGAUACUCUGGAAAACGGCUCUCUUGAAGGAGACACCGCCCCGGCCGCCGCACACGCCCACACGCGCCCCGCCGGCCUGCCCCAGCCCUGGCGCGCCUCCAGGACCCCCGCGCCUCGGCGCCCGCGCCCAGGACCGGCCGCAGAUCCCCCGUCAGCUGUUCUAUCGCAGAAGUUUUGAUGCACAAUUUUUUUGCACUAGUGUGUUACGAAUGAGUAAGAUUCUGAUAAAAUAUACUAUUUACACAGGGUUUAUACACACUACGCAUUGUAUAUAACCAUCCCCUCACUUCUCAAGCCGAGCAUCUCACCGUCCGGUUCGCUGAUGUGCAAGAGAGAGAGAAAAAAACCCCAGAUAUGGCACAGGUUUUAACAGAAGUACGGUAUUAAAGAGAUUUAUUUUGUUAUUGCUUCUUUUAGCUACAUAUCUGUGUUGAACUCAUUGAGAAAAAAAAAA